Messenger RNA from Dermatophagoides farinae (American house dust mite), 4734 nucleotides. RefSeq lists its product as uncharacterized. The record is from RefSeq and is a predicted model, not a curated record. NCBI's taxonomy places the organism in Eukaryota, Metazoa, Arthropoda, Arachnida, Sarcoptiformes, Pyroglyphidae.
AUUUUAAUGGUUGAUGAUAUAAUUAAAUGAUUUCAACAAAAAAUUUCCACAGAUCAAGGAUGGGUAUUUUUUUGAGCGAUCAAAAACAUUUAUUUAUUACUCUUUGAAAUCACACUUGCAUGCACAAGCGCGAAUAUUGUAUCCAGGAUGUGAAAAUUUUCAUACAAUGACCAUGUUGUUAAUUUCAUUAUCAUCAUCACGAUGGCUGAUGCUGACCACAAUGACAAAAGUGACCACUUUUCCUCAUUCAUGUUAUUUAUUAUUAAUUGAUGAAUUGUCUGCCAGAUUUAUGUUUUGUAAUUUCCCCAAUGACGGAUGUAUUAGCUCUGUCGAAUCGGCUAAAAUUUGAUCAUGACAAUUGAUUACAAUGAUAAUUAAACUACUAAAAAGAGGCAAAGUCGAUUUAACACCAAUUGAAACAACUCAUCACAUGGAAAAUUUAUUACAUUUGUAUUUCACUAUAGUCAUUGAAUUUUCAAUGGAAAUUUUCUACGUUUGUCUAUGCUUGUAGAUGACGAAACAAUCGAUAGAUUGAUCAGGCAAUUGGUCAACUGAACAUUCAGUAGUUGAUUAGAAUGUGGUUUAUAAUAAUCGUCUUGGCCAUGAUGGUGUUAACCAAAAAAAGUCCAAACAAGCUUUUAGCAUCCAUGUUCGUGUGUUUGUUGUUUGUUUUCUAGUUUGCUACUAACUAUUUGCAUUAUUGUUUAUUGAUUGAUUGAUGAUUUUAACAUGGAUGACAUUGACAACUCAAAUUUUUAUUCUCUACAUUAUCAUCAUUCAAUUUUUUUUCAAUUAAUUUGAUAAAAUCGUAUGUAUGUGUUUUGACAUUUGAUGCCAUUUACCUCAAUACAUUGAAUACAACGUAAUCAUAAUCCAACUACAUAACAUUUGAAUGGUGAUGCGGAUGUCAUUGUUGUCAAUUUAGAUAUUUUGUUAGUUUGUUGUUGUUUUUUUUUGUAUAUAUUUAUCUGGUGGUUCGUUCGUAUAAUAUUGCAUCCGAUUUGUGGUUUGCAAUCAUCAAUAUUUUUAUGUGCUCAUUGUGUUUGAUGAUUUGAUCUAGAUUUACUUUCUAUAUUAGUGUAAAGCAAAUACGCGUAUGUUAUGACAACAAACAGAUUGUGACCAUCACUAUGACGUAAUGAUAAAACAAAUUUUCCAAAAAAUGGAUGAAUUCGACACUUUUAAAUUUCAAAAAAACUAAACAAACUUUUAAAUGUAAUUCAAAUUGAUUGAUUAAUGAAUGAUUCACCAUAUGAAUAACACAAUAGAAUCGAAUCGAACAAAAUUAUUUCCAAAUGUUAUUGGAAGAAAAAUUCAAAAUUUUAAAUCUCUUGUACGACGUUCAUUAAGUUUGAUAUCAAAGACUGAUGACCACGUGAAUCAUAGUGAACAAGAAAGAAUGACAUGGCUUAGAAAACAUGGCCUGAUGGCGAAUAACAAAAACUCUUUGAAUCAUAGCUCAAAAUAUUCAAUUACAAAAAAAUCUUUGGGAAUUUUAUCCAAAUCUGACCUGGGUCAAGAUAAUCAGUCAUUGGCUAUUAUAAAACCAAAAUCAAGCUCAUCACAAUCAUCAAUCAAAAUCAGUGAGAAUAUUUCACAAGGUACCAGUGAAUCGGCAUCGCAUUUGUCAUCAAUCAAUCAUCACGAACGUUUAAGUGAUAGUCGCCAACAAAUAAACGGCAACUGUAGUGAACGAUUUCCCAUAACAACAGCAUCACAAUCAACAAUAGACACAAUUGCCAACACAAUCAAACAACAAACUAAUCAGGCAAAAUUGGUAAGUGAUGUUAUUGUUGUUGAUGCCGAUUCGAAACAAUCAUUCGAAACAUCCGAUAUCAAUACGACAACAAUGAGUCGGGAAAUGAUGGAGCCGAAAUUUAUUCAUUCUAACCAUAUUAAUGAUUCUUAUGAAUGUCAUGAAUCAUUUAACCAAACUCAUGACCACCAUGGUUCGGUUAUCAGAAAUGAAAGUUUCGACGACGAUAAUAAUGGCAAUGAUCCACCGAAAAACAAUGAUUCGUAUGAUCAAUAUGAAAUGAAAGUAGCCGAUCAGCAACGUCAAAUUGAUUUGAUUACCAAGAAAUUACUAUACAUGGAAGAGCAUAUAAUCGAUUUGAAUACGGAAAACGUAUCGUUACGGAAACAAUUGCAACAGAAUGAAGAAUUAUUUAGGAAAAAGAUACAGCUACGUGAAGAUGAGAUUGAAUCAUUACAGGAGAGUAUUAUGGAAAUGGAAACAAUCAAUGCUGACCUGCGAUUUAAAGAACAAGAAGUACAGAUGCAAAAGAGGAUACAUCUGGAGGAUGUUAAACUAUUGAAACAACAAUUAGUGGUACGUGAAGCCGAAUUGAAUGAAUUGAAUAAUUCUUGCCGACGUUUAGCCGAACUAGAACUAUCUUAUCGUAAUGUUCAAGAUGAAUUGGCAACUCUAAAGCUAAACAAUUGUCAAACAUUGAAUCAGCUUGAAGAUAAUUAUCGAUUAUUAUUUGCUGAAAAAGAUUUUGAAAUCGGUAUUCUUAAAGUCAAGAUUGAUGAAUUAACACAUGAAUUGUGUAACAGUGUUGUUGAUUCAGAUUAUCGUCAUUCUUAUAAUUCCCAUCAUCAACAAAAUCAACAAUCUUCCAAUUUAACCAAUAAUAGCAUCUCAACCAGUGAACAAAUUAUUCAUUGCUCUGUUUGUGGUGCCAUUGAAACAAGAAUCGUGAACAACAAUAACGACAUUGUCAUUUCAGCAAAGAUUCAAUCGUCAUCAUCAUCAUCAUCAUCAUCAUCGUCGUCGUCGUUUGAGACCAAUUCACAUCAAACAAAUACGAACAUUGGUUUGUUGUCAGUGGAUAGUUCAGACCAAACAAACGAAUCAACAGUUGUUUUUAUCGAAUCGCAAUUAAAUCAACAACAAUCAUCUCCUAACUGUACUGAUGAUAAAUUAUCGCUAAAUGUUGAGGCUAAAAUGAGACGAAAACAUUCAUUAAAACGAAUAUCAAGCUGUGAUAUUGCUGAUGGUGAUUCAUUUGGAAUGUCAUUACCGUAUGUGGCCAACAAUAAUGAUCACCAUCAUUCUAACAUAAUAUCCGGAGUAGAUUGUAAUAACAAUAGUCAAACAGUUAUCCGAUCAAAUCUUGUUGGUUCAGGUAUAUCUCCUGCUACAGAAAUGAAUAGAUCGGAAGUGUUUCCAUCGCUGCCAGACGUAAUGCUUCGAAAAUUAUGUUUGUUACGCGAAAAUACAUGCAACAUUGAAAGUCUCAGUGAACAAGAAAUUGAUGCCAAAUUCCAUACGUUGUCAUUAGCAUUUAAAACUGAUAAAUUCACGAUCGAACAACGUGUGCAAUUGUAUCGUCAUCAACGAGAUAUUGCCGAGAAUGAUGCUCAAAUCGAAUUGAAUCAUCUAAGCGAAUUUGUACAAGAAUUGUAUCGGCUACUAUUGGGUAGUGAAAGUAAAUAUUUUUACAAUACAUCGUUGAUGCAAUUAAAAGAGUUGAAAGAUAUGUUAGACAAAAUCGAUAUGCAAGUUCAGGUGAUUAAAGCAUCAAUGAUGAAAAUUUCUUCACGAUCUGAACUGUAUGGAUCGGUGAAACAAGAAGAAAAGUUGAGCACUGCAUUUGAUGUUAUCUUAUUGCAUACUGAAAAUCUUAAACGUGCCAAAGAACGUGAUGCUAAAGAAUUGGAAGAUAUGAAACGAUUAUUGGCUACUACAGGCCUAAACAAACAUGAUCAAGAUCACGAUGACUUCAACAUGGCUAGUUCUCACAAUGGACGACGUACGAAAAAUAGAGAUUCUAGACGAAUCGGCCCAUUAUUGAUGGCCAAUCAAUUACAAAACAUUCAGGUUAGCUAUCAACAGACGAGCCGAGGAUCUGGUUCUGAUAAUCAAAAUUACAUGAGGACAAGACGUCUUUCAGUACCGGCGGCAGAAAUUCGUAAUAGGCCACGAUUGUUACAAUUAUUCAAUGAAGCAACAGCCAGACAAUUACAGGAAAAGGAUGAUAAAAGUGAUGAUGAUAUUGAUGAUGAUGAUGCUGAUGAUGAUGAUGAACAGAUGAACAUGGCCAAACAUCGACAUAUUCAACGACACCGAACUUUGACUUCCAUCGAUGAUCAUAAAGAAUCUGCUUCCGAUGAUAAUGAUCAUGAACAAAUGGACAGCUUAAAGCAGGAGUCCAAAAGUGAUGGUAUCGAUCGAUUUGAGGCGACAGCAACAAAUAGCCGUGAUGAUAGCGAUCACGAUGAUGGUGGGAGUGAUAAUAAUUGUACCACCAAUGAUAAUGACUUGAUCAAUCAUCGACAGCAACCAGCGACAAUGCCAGAAAAAGUAUCGAACCGAAACAGUAUUAGCGAAUCUCAUAAGCUAAAGAUACAAAUGUUUUAUCAGAAGCUAGUGGAAAAAUUGACACCAUUCGAAGAUAGGACAUGGCGUGAUAAAUUUAUUGAAAAAAUACAAGAAUUGUAUUGUCUCUUAUGCAUGUUAGUAUUUACAAUCAGAUCGGUUGUGGCAAGUAUCACCGAAAGCGGUAGAUCGAGAUUCCGUAAUCUUCGACGACAAACCAAUUCGUAUGAUAAUCUUCGCUUUACCAUAUCUGCUAUAUUCAUCUUUAUUGCCGCAAUGAUUCUCGCAUUUUCUGUCAUUUUGCCAAUGGUUUCUUCAUCAUCAUAAUAUAUCAUCAUUAUUUUUUCUAAUUUAAUUUAUAAAUUUUAAAUUUUUGUAACGAAAUAAAACCAUGCAUGUAGAAUUUAGAA